UACACUUACCUCCUGCUGGAGGAACACGUAACACUUACCGCUCCCCACGUCAUGGCGACACUCGCAAUUCUCGGCAUCAUCUCGCUUCUCCUUGUUGGCCACACGUCUGCCAAAUCGGCUUUCAAAGUGGUUGACUGCAGUCAAAACAAGACUCAAGAGCUGCUGUCGAUCACAGACGCCCAUCUGGAUCCCACGUCUGUAGUCAUUCCAGGCAACAUCACGGUAUGGGGGGCGAUCAACAUCUCUCAACCCAUCGAGGGCAACAUUACCGCGGACGUGACGAUCGAGAGGAAGUUGGGGUUCUUCUGGCUGGAGAUAGAAACCCUCAAAUAUGAUUUAUGCGACCUGAUUGGCCCUGACGUGAACAAGACUGUGAAAUGUCCGAAAGAGCUUGAGGAGAACGACAUUCCAUGUGAGUGUCCCUUUCCACCAGGGAUAUACGCCCUGAAGCACCAUGAGCUCUUCACCAUAAAGAAGAUCAGCGAAAAUCUUCAGUGGUUAGUGAAGGGCGAUUAUCGAUUGACGCUGAAGCUGGAGGACUCAGGAACGGAUGACGAACUUUCCUGUCAACAGAUAUUCGUAUCGCUAACAGACGGAGCACCGACAACACCAAAGCCACAUUGCAGUUUUUGGACUGUAUCUUUGGCUGAAGAUGCUUAAAUAAGGACAACGUAACACCGAGAGGAGACUGUGGUUUCUAAUAAAUAUGGAAAGGGG
Messenger RNA from Haliotis rubra (blacklip abalone), 717 nucleotides. Its product is annotated as ganglioside GM2 activator-like. The record is from RefSeq and is a predicted model, not a curated record. Gene Ontology annotation, molecular function: enzyme activator activity; lipid carrier activity. The transcript has 4 exons. Gene Ontology annotation, biological process: ganglioside catabolic process; lipid transport. Gene Ontology annotation, cellular component: cytoplasmic side of plasma membrane. NCBI's taxonomy places the organism in Eukaryota, Metazoa, Mollusca, Gastropoda, Lepetellida, Haliotidae. The coding region runs from base 52 to 660 and encodes 202 amino acids.